GCGCUUCCAGGUCAGGGCAGCGGCGGCGGGGCGCAGGAGAACAUGAGUUCAGCAGCAAAGAGAAGAGGAAAGCCCAACAGAGGAGGAGGAAGAGGGAGAGGAGGAGGAGGAGGAGGAAAAGGAAGAGCGGGAGGAGGAGGAGGAAGAGGGAGAGGAGGAAGCAGCAGUGGCCGUUCAAACAAGUCUCAGCUUGGCGGAAAUAGGAAGUGUUCAACCAAAAUCUGGGAUGAUGGAGAUGAUUUUUGUCUGUUCGAGGAACCAAGGCUGGAAACCAGAUCAAGUGCCUCUGCCAGAAGAGGAGGGCAAACGAAACAGAGACCUGAAGCCAAAAUGCCUCUGCAGACCAUACAUAUGACAACGGAGAAUCAGAGAAGAGUGAAGGAACUUCUUCGGGAGCUUCAAGGGCAGGAUCUGGCUCCUGAAUCAGAAGUAGCUGGUUCUGGAGAAGACGAUGACGAACCUGAUUACCUUGAUGAUGAACAGUGCUGGUCAACAGAUCAGGAAGUUUCUGACGUAACGCCAAGGUCUUCUGCUGAGGCAGCUGAGCACAAAAUUGUGGAAAGUGAAGUGUCUGCAUUUGCUGUGCACAAACUCUCCAGGUACGGUUUUGACAGUGAGCGUUGUAGGACCGUACUGAGAUCCUGCAAUGGUAAUAUUGGGGCGUCCUUGGAGCAUUUGCUGCUGCAGUGCUUUGCCGAGAGAUAUGGAGAGAAGAUGCAGGUUUCUACAGCAGCUGCUCAGGCCAGUCGAGAAGAAUGUUUAGAACAGAGACAAGAAGAGGCAUUUGUCCUCCGGUCAAUCUAUGGAGAAAAAUUUGUGGAAAGAAUUCAAAACAGAGUUUGGACUUUUGGAUUGGAACUGGAAUACCUAACGAACAGGCUCAGCAAAUCUAAACAAAAGGGUGGUUGUACGAGGGACACAGCAAAGCAGACUUCAAAAGAAAUAUGUAAAUUUUAUCUCCAAGGAGGCUGCAAGUUUGGUUCAAAAUGCAGAUUCGGACAUGAAUUCCCUCCAAACCACCCACUGAGAUCAGCCAAGAACUCUGUAGAUGAUUCUCAUCUCAGAACUAACAGUGAUGGUCCCAUAUAUGAACUUGAAGUAAGAUUUCCUGAAGAAAACAAGUAUCCACUGCAGGCACCUCUUGUGGCAUUUUAUUCCACUGAUGAGAAUCUACCUCUCGCCUGUCGAUUGCACAUUGCUGAAUUCCUUUUUGGGAAGGCCUUGAUAGCUGCAGAGUCUCACGAACCUGUGGUGUACGCGUUGGUGACUUGCUUAGAAGAUGAAUCUGAAAUAAGCAAGUUACUUGAAAAUACUCACCACAAAUACAGCACUCCUCCAGUGUCCCUGCUGGCAACGCCUCCAGGAAAGCUACAUGCAGAGAGUACGUCUGCUUCAAACCAAGUGUCAGAAGCCUCAACAGUGACAGAGCCUCAGGAGGAAGAAGAAGUGGCAGAAGAGGAGGAGGAAGAUGAGCCUGAACAAGUUGUCGUGGAGAAUGAGAGUUACGUGAACCUCAAGAAAAAGCUUUCCAGAAAGUAUGACGUGCAAGCAAAGUCUCUGUAUAAUGAAAAUGUUAAACUCUGCACGCAGUUUCGGCUGAAAAAGUCUUCUAGACGCUUCCAGUCCAUGUUGCAUGAAAGACAGAAGCUCCCUGCAUGGCAAGAAAGAGAAACCAUUCUUGAUUUCAUGAAGAGCCACCAAGUUCUUGUCGUGAGCGGCAUGACAGGAUGUGGGAAAACCACUCAGAUUCCUCAGUUUAUUUUGGAUGCUUCACUGCAAGGUUCUCCAAACAAAGUUGCAAACAUCAUCUGUACUCAGCCUCGCAGGAUCUCUGCCAUUUCAGUGGCUGAACGUGUAGCCAAAGAAAGAACAGAACGGAUUGGGCUGACUGUCGGAUAUCAGAUCCGCCUAGAAAGCGUAAAGUCCUCAGCUACCAGACUGUUGUACUGCACUACCGGUGUGCUGUUGAGAAGGCUGGAAGGAGAUCUGACACUGCAGGGAAUCACGCAUGUUAUUGUCGAUGAAGUUCAUGAAAGAACAGAAGAAAGUGACUUCUUGCUGCUGGUUUUGAAGGAUAUAAUGGUUCAGAGGCCAGACCUGCGCAUUAUACUAAUGAGUGCCACCUUGAAUGCAGAGCUUUUUUCUCAGUACUUUCACUCCUGUCCAAUUAUUAACAUACCAGGUCGAACGUUUCCUGUGGAUCAGUUUUUUCUGGAAGAUGUGAUUGCAAUGACGAGGUACGUUUUAGAGGGCAGCAGUCCCUACAGGCGCAAGAUAAAGCAAGAAAACAAACUGAAUGGAAGACACAGAAGAACAGCAUUUGAAGAAGUAGAGGAGGAUCUGAGACGUGCUGGCCUUCUGGAAGCCACUGACACAGCUGUCAAGGAUUCAGACCCAGACCAAAAAUUAACUCUGAAGCAGCUUCUGACACGAUAUAAAGGGGUUAACAAGACGGUGUUGAAAACAAUGUCUGUCAUGGAUUUGGACAAGGUUAAUCUGGAAUUAAUUGAAGCCUUGCUGGAGUGGAUAGUUGCUGGUAAACAUUCGUACCCCCCAGGUGCUGUCUUGGUAUUUUUGCCUGGUCUAGCAGAAAUCAAGAUGCUUUAUGAGCAACUCCAGUCUAACGCCCUUUUUAAUAACAGGCACAGCAAUAGGUGUGUUGUUUAUCCGCUUCAUUCUUCGCUGUCCAGUGAAGAACAGCAGUCUGUGUUCCUCAGGCCUCCUGCAGGAGUUAUCAAAAUCAUCAUCUCUACAAACAUUGCAGAAACAUCUGUCACCAUUGACGAUGUGGUCUAUGUGAUUGAUUCUGGAAAAAUGAAAGAGAAAAGAUAUGACCCAAGCAAAGGAAUGGAAAGUCUGGAAGACACGUUUGUGUCCAGGGCCAAUGCUCUGCAAAGGAAAGGUCGAGCAGGCCGUGUAGCCUCAGGUGUCUGCUUUCAUCUUUUCAGCAGCCAUCACUAUAACCAUCAGCUCAUAAAAGAGCAGUUACCAGAAAUACAGAGAGUGCCCUUGGAGCAGCUUUGUCUAAGAAUUAAGAUUCUGGAGAUGUUUUCUGCACAGAGUCUUCACUCUGUCUUAUCACGACUAAUUGAGCCCCCUAGAACUGAGUCUUUGCGGGCAUCAAAGCUGCGACUACAAGACUUGGGAGCGCUAACUCCAGACGAAAAGCUCACCCCUUUGGGAUAUCACUUGGCUUCCCUGCCCGUUGAUGUCAGGAUUGGCAAACUCAUGCUGUUUGGCACCAUCUUCCGCUGCCUGGAUCCUGCACUAACUAUAGCUGCCAGUCUGGCGUUCAAGUCACCUUUUGUGUCCCCUUGGGAUAAAAGGGAAGAAGCAAACAAAAAGAAGUUAGAGUUUGCAGUAGGAAACAGCGACUAUCUGGCUCUUCUCCAGGCUUAUAAGGGAUGGCGUUUAAGUACCAAAGAGGGGUCUCAAGCAAGCUACAACUACUGCAGGGAGAACUUCUUAUCAGGAAGAGUUCUUCAGGAAAUUGCCAGUCUGAAAAGGCAGUUCACAGAACUGCUUUCUGACAUUGGGUUUGUGAAGGAGGGAUUAAGAGCCCGGGACAUUGAGAGGAAGUGGUCCCAAGGAGGCGAUGGCGUGUUGGAUGCCACAGGAGAAGAGGCAAAUUCGAAUGCAGAGAACAUCAAGCUGAUCUCAGCUAUGUUGUGUGCUGCGCUGUAUCCCAACGUUGUCCAGGUGAAAAAGCCAGAGGGCAAAUACCAGAAGACCAGUACAGGAGCGGUCAAAAUGCAACCAAAAGCAGAAGAGCUGAAGUUUGUUACCAAAAAUGAUGGUUAUGUUCACAUUCACCCUUCAUCUGUGAAUUAUCAGACUCGGCACUUUGAGAGCCCCUACCUGGUGUAUCACGAGAAGAUCAAGACCAGCCGCGUGUUCAUCCGAGACUGCAGCAUGGUGUCCGUGUACCCGCUGGUCCUGCUCGGAGGCGGGCAGGUUCACAUGCAGCUGCAGAAGGGAGAAUUUGUCAUCUCUCUGGAUGACGGAUGGAUCCGCUUCGUGGCUGCCUCUCACCAGGUCGCCGAGCUGGUGAAAGAGCUACGUUGUGAACUGGACCAGUUGCUGCAGGAUAAAAUCAAGAACCCCAGCAUGGAUUUAUGCAUGUGCCCCCGUGGCUCUCGGAUCAUUGGUAUGAUUGUAAAGCUUGUGACCACGCAGUAAUGUGUGCACAGCUCUCUGUGAAAACUCAGUUUGCUACUGCCUGAGGCCACACCAAGUAACGUCGGUGUCUUUAUGUAUUUAUUGUCUCAAAACACGGCGCUGAUCUCUGGAAGACCAAGUUGGCAGCUGUGCUAUUGACAAGUGGUUUUUUGUUUUUUGGUUUUUUUUUUGACUGUUUGCAGAGAGCUUUCUUGUUGAAAAUAACAUGGUUUACAAUCCACACUGGGACAUGGGAAAAGGGUAAAUAUUACAGGAGGAACAGAAACCUCCACUAAGAAAAGCAGAGUGUUUUUCUGCAAAACCAUACUGGGAAUGUUUUCUGGUCACAAAAAUACCGCUACCUAGCUGCUUCUUGUAAUAAUGAUGUCUGAAAGCAGCUGCUCUUUAAAUCAGUUGAAAUUCACCUCAACAUUUUUGACCAAGACUUCAUCGAUGUAGUCAGUCUUGGCUGAGCAGGAAUUGAUUUGCUUCCAGUUUAACCCGAAGCCCUUAAAAUGAGAUACUGUAAAAGUUCAGUUGGAGUAACUUGCUGGAUCAGUGCAGACUGCUGUGGUUGGAAUGUAUUAACUGCAGGAAAAAAGUGGAUGUUUCCCCUGAAAGAGGGGCUCUGGAGCCCCUGAGCUCUGGAAAACAGCUGAGAUGGACUGCUGCAGCCCAUUAAAAAUGGAUCCUUGGCUGGAUGAUACUGCUUGCUGUUAAACUUCUGGGGGUGGUAUUCCUCUUGCCCCCCCCUUAUACAUCUGGAAGAUUUUUUUUGUUUGGAAGCUUUUAGACAGUCUUGCUCUGGGGAAGCACAGACUGGUAACAGAAGUGUGUGAAGAAUGCUACAGUGAUGAUGAAUUUACUUCUCUUUGACUUGGCUUGUUUGCAGUGCUUAACAUCACUACAGCUGAGCUGUUUGGUGUAAUAGCAAUUGCAAAUAACAGCGAGUGCCUUAAGUGAAAGAACACUGCUGUCAGCUGUGGUAGCAGAAACAGAGCAACCCUCUCUACCCAAGGACCUGCCUAGAAGUAGCCUUCAAGCUGAGGGGGGCAUUUUUCAAGACAUUCACAUUUAUGUAGAAGUGGUUUCACAGCAACACAGCCUUGCAUGAGGCAGAAAAAGGUCACGAAGGUGAGCCAAGGCUGCCUAAAGGUACAGUAGGAUGGGCUCUGCAGAGUAUUCACCUGCGCAAGGCUAUACGUUGCCUGCAUCUUGGUGCUGGCAGAAGAGUAGGUCAACACCAGUAGCACCACAUUCCUCUAACAGCACAGCUGGAUGCUCACGCUUGGUUUCUGUGAGCCUAGCAAAGAGCUGUUUUAAGGCCUAGUCAUCCUGGGGGAUAUUAAAGCACUUCAGCAGAAUACUCCAGGUGUUGUUAAGACAGCGUGCAGCUACUAGCUCCACAUGAAGUGGCACCAUCAGACACAGUAUUGCUUCUGUGCAGCGCUGGCAGUCACUCUUGUAAGGGUCAGCAAGUAGUAUUUGCAUUCAGGGUGGCUGGGGAGUGCAAUAGGAAUGGCUCCCAUUUCUCUUCAGAUUUUUGUACGCUUUCUGAAUGGUAUCCCUCUUGAAUAAAGGAACUUCUCACUCACCAAGGAGUGCAGUGCUUUGGAUGGAAACCAGUGCUCAAGCAGGUUCUGCAUGACGUCUCCCAACUACAUACUACAUACGUUCUGCCUGAAGCUAAGGUGAGGUGAGAGCAAGGACAGCAGAGGAUGUGACAGGUUCUAAUUAACGCCAUCCACCCCAAUGGAGGGAGCACUUGAGAAACAUCCUGGUGAUGGCAGAAGAGGGUAAGGCAGGUUUUCAGCUUUACUGAACUCUGAGGAGGUGCAAAUAAAAAUGCAACCUAAAAAUCGUAACAGUCAGGAAUGGACAGGAAGACUGACAAGCGGCAUUGGUAACGCUCCUCGUGAAUCAGAGCUCUGUGGAAGUCCUACAGGAGAGCCUCGCCUGCAGGACAGCCACCAAGUGGCAGCUGCGCCACACUCGGCUCACCUGCUGGCACGUGGCCUGUGGUAGCUGCCCAAGUAGUAACAAACAGCAGGGUUACCACAAAGGAGUUCUUAGUUAGAAAUGCACGGUUUAUUUCAAUGCGCCAAUAAAAAAGCCCAACAUUUCCAGAUCACAGAACAUUAACACAACAAAAGAGUUUUGCAUUAGUCUACUAAUAAGACUUUUAAAAGAUCCAAACUCAUGCCAAUUGUUGUUAGUCAAUAGAAACGGCCUUCUAGGACUAAGCCCUUACAUUUAUAAAGACACCACAAAAUCCCUUAUAAUAAUGUAAACAAAAUAAAUUUUCUUCUU
Molecule: messenger RNA, 6468 nt
Organism: Cygnus atratus (black swan)
Lineage: Eukaryota; Metazoa; Chordata; Aves; Anseriformes; Anatidae
Gene: DHX57
Product: DExH-box helicase 57
Exons: 24
Coding region: 43-4179 (1378 amino acids)
Cellular component (GO): intracellular anatomical structure
Molecular function (GO): metal ion binding; RNA binding; ATP binding
Source: RefSeq, a predicted model, not a curated record